AUGGCCUCCGGUUUACUUUGCUCUUCAAGAAGGCGAAAUGUCCAAUAUGAAUGGGUUUCAGCGCCCCUCGCAGCCCACGGUAAGCAGCCAAACGGUACCACCAACUCCUCGGCUGCGCACCAGCGCAAUGACUACCACCAUUACCACAUUUACUGCUACCACUACGAGCAGCUGCCUGCCGGUCCGUGCUCCCAUCGCCCGUGGCUGCGAUGCGACCACCCAGGAGACCGCAGUGCGGCGCCGUUCACCGAAGACAUGCUGCAAAUAACCGCGCACCUCCCCAAAGUAACAUCAUUUCGGGCCCCCGCCCAAGUCACUGGUUGUAAAACAUGGCCGAAGGACAAACUCAAGAUCGAGGAGAUUCAACAGAUCCUUUUGUCUCACUCCCAGUGGCUAGAGUAUGGUAGGCUGGACCAUGCCAUCCAACUUGCCACAAACCACUCUUCCGAUGAUGUUCCCGCGGCUAACAAGUACAACUAUGACGAUAAAAUCUUCUUGCAAACGCACAAGCGUACCAGUGUGCCCGAGAAUCGAAAGUGUCACUGCGUCAGCAAGAACGCCCACAGGUUCUGUGACCUACUCACCAGGAAAUAUUGGCUCGACCUCAACAACUGCGUACUGGCCUUCGAAGGUCGCUACACGAGCCAGGAGCUUAAUUCGGCCAUGGCUACCUUCCAUAACGACAACGAAAAAGGCCCUAAGGACCAGAAGGUCAAGGUAGAUCACGUGGCCACUACCACUCUUGUCAGGCUGCACACCAUCUUUGUGCGGCGUGUCAGUGUUAUUUUUCAAGAUAUACUUCAAGCAGCGGGCAUCGUACUUUGGCGUGAACCCUCCAUGGAUCGCAUACCUGUGGGACUGUCCUCCCUCAAUCAUCUGUCGUCGUGUGACAACUCCACGGAAGACAGUCGGGAAUUCUGGUUCGUUUACUACACUGUAGUAUAUCCCGUUAAGUUUGUACAAAAUCUGAAAGCAGACUUGUCUACAAAAACCUUCUACGGACUGCUGCCCAUUUUCACUUUCAUGUUCAAGUUUUUCAGGAAUAACCAGCGUGAUCUUAAUGACGGAUAUUUUUUGCCCAUUACCAGAAGUGUGCAGAAUUGUCCGGUUGUACUUGGCGAGAAGUUCUCGAAAGAAUUCCAACAACUAUGCAUAAGAGUGACCAACCUUCUUUGCCCGCACAUGCACAAGGACAUAUGCGUCGUCAUAAGACCUACUAGGAAGUUCUGCUUUAGUAGUGAAGACAUGUCCCGUUGUUCGGUGGUCGGCCAACUUCACACUUGCUGUACUCACUUCUCCUACCCGUGCGUGCCACAUGCACGGUUAGUGUAUCGUCUGCAAAAGAUGUGCAAUACGGACGAACGGCAGUGCUGGAAGAAGCCGGGUAAAAAGCCGACAUCCAUGAUCAAGAGCCCCAGCGAGCCACCGACAGAGAGCUUCCACAAGAUCUAUCACCUCGACCAGGAUGCUGCUGGAAGCAUUGGGCAGCGGGAAUUCGCCAUCAUGAUCACAACCGAGACUGCACAUCUGGUACUUGGUUGGCCUUUACUUGUUUUCCAGAACAGUUUCGUGAGCGAGACGCCCGAAGGUACCUGGGAGCUUUGGACGUGCCUCACGUGUAAACUCACGACUCUGAACUGGCAAUCACAGCUAAAGCUGGGGCAAUUCGGCCUGAAUAAUUGCCAAGACUGCUUCGUUGUAAUGCUGACCUGCGUUGUCAUUACUCUGCACACGUGUAUCGAACUACUACAUAUCGGGACAGUGAGUACAAACCGGAAGUUCGUGCUCUCCGUCCUGCUCGAGGCACAGCACAAACAGGCCGACUUGUGGAUCCUGGUGACCGUUCUGUCCACAGACACUGACUGUAAUCAGACUGAGCAGAUUAUGGAGUCUGGCAUUUUCUGGCACACUCUCUGCAACAUGAGAAACAACAUGGUAAAAAUGUCUAACGCUGCACACGUCCGCAAUCUCUGCCGAACCCUAAACGACAAAACAAGCACCGCCUACGACACCGUGAUGUCCAGAAAAAAUCCUGACAGUUUCCUCAAUGUGUUUUUUGUCACAUGCACGGAAGAAAUGAUGCUUGCGAAGGAAGAGAAGCUCAGUCUGUUGAUUGCGGCUUGUGCUUGGAGCCUCUUCACGCGAUCAAAGCUCUGCGCCUCACCUGAAGACUCCGUCGUCAUAGUGAACGUGGAGCUCAAGGAUAUCAAGGACGUGAUGGAAGACACGAUGAAAUGUUUCUACAGCACCCUCGAGCAUAAUUUCGAACGAAAAAUUAACUAUCAAGCCGAUGUGCGGGAAAAUCAUUUCAUGGAAGGCUGCAAUUGCGAGGUGAGCGUUUUCAGGCUAGCGCACCAAAAGCUCUUCCUGAAGCACACCUACGAACCCGGGACGAAAUUUAUUAUGGUUGACAAGCAGCAUCGCGCACUGGCUAGUGACCACGGCGCUAUUGACCAAUGCAGUAACAUGCGUCAAAAAACACCAGCGGGCUCAGCUGUAAUGCACCCUCUGGACUUUGGCUUCUUUCUUUGCCGAGUUUUGUCAAGACAUGAUGGGUCAUAUCCAGUCCGGUGCAUACGACACGCUUUCUACAUGGAAGGCAGCGGAAAACAGUACUGCCAGUAUGGGCUGCCUCAAAAACAGCCACUGGUGGCUGCAUCGUCUAGGCAAGCUCAACCGUCUGCUCCAGCGCACUAA
Molecule: messenger RNA, 2697 nt
Organism: Dermacentor andersoni
Lineage: Eukaryota; Metazoa; Arthropoda; Arachnida; Ixodida; Ixodidae
Product: protein argonaute-2-like
Molecular function (GO): nucleic acid binding
Source: RefSeq, a predicted model, not a curated record